Messenger RNA from Acanthisitta chloris (rifleman), 609 nucleotides. RefSeq names its product CD8b molecule (gene CD8B). Gene Ontology annotation, biological process: regulation of immune response. NCBI's taxonomy places the organism in Eukaryota, Metazoa, Chordata, Aves, Passeriformes, Acanthisittidae. Gene Ontology annotation, molecular function: MHC class I protein binding; coreceptor activity. Gene Ontology annotation, cellular component: cell surface. Bases 1 to 609 code for a protein of 202 amino acids. The record is from RefSeq and is a predicted model, not a curated record. The transcript has 5 exons.
AUGGCCAGGCUGUGGCUCCAUCUCUGCGUCUGCCUCCAGAUCUCAGGUUUCUGUACAAAUCUACUUUUAUCUCAGAGUCCAGAGCAUAUUUUAGCCCAAACUAAUAAUAAAACAGAAAUCCUCUGUGACCUGAAGAAGGAGCAUGCUGGGGUGUACUGGUAUCGCUGGAGCCAGGAGAGGCAAAUGUUUGAGUUCUUGCUAUUUUCUAACACACUGGGCAAAGCCACAUAUGGUGCAAAUGUCAGCCAGGACAAGUUUAGUGUCCACAGCUCCUACAGCCUGCACAUCAGCCACCUCCACGCCUCGGACAGUGGUACCUAUUACUGCUCUGCCUCCCAGUCCUCCCAGCUCCUCCUGGGCAGGGGGACACGGCUCAGUGUAGUUGAUGUUUUGCCUCUGCCUCUGCAGACCACGCAGGCACCAGUCUCCAAAAAGCCCAGGCGGUGUGUAACCAAAACCACAGCUGCCAGCAAGAAAGGUCCCUGCAGCCCCCUGAUCUGGAUCCCACUGGCCGCUGGUGUCCUGCUCCUCCUGCUGAGUCUGGUCCCCAUUGCCUACCGCCUCCACCGUCUGCGGCGGAGGCUGUGGCUUCGUAUCCACAGGCAGUAA